Molecule: messenger RNA, 2015 nt
Organism: Amoebophrya sp. A120
Lineage: Eukaryota; Dinophyceae; Syndiniales; Amoebophryaceae
Source: the annotation of a GenBank genome assembly
GCGUCGUCCAAUUAUACCUGUCGUGGAUCGUGUAACAAGAGAAGUUGCAGGAAAAUUGAAAAUGAAAGCAACGAAAAGAGCAGUUCUGUCAUUGAGUGUCCAAAUAACAACACAUUGAGUCCUCCGGGGUGGACUGUGAUUUGUAUCAAGAACGGAUCUGUCGUUUAUUUCAUACAGCACGAAAACAAAGCCGGAACAUUAUGUCCUCCUGUCCGUGCACUAUAGCGACGCGCACCGCGGUGGCGACCGCGGCGAUGGUGGGAAGUGCGACUGCUGUGGUAUCUCUAUGGAGGUGAUGAUGUUAUAAUGUGUCAUGCAGAAACGAGCCACGACCACGAGGUCGAGGUCGAGGACCAGAACUAUCAUGAAUGAGAGAAUAGAGAUUACUUCCACUACGAGAUCCUGAAUUGCACGCAUGAAGAAUGAAAUAAAUGUCAUAUCAGAUGGACCAGCAUCAGGAGGAGAAGAUGGAACACAAGUCCGUGGAUUUGGAUUACGCGGGAACUACAUCUGUGGACGCGACCGAGGACGCGGGUUUUUUUUCGCCGGAAAAUGAAGAAGGACAAGAAACCGAAACCCACACCAUGUCUUCACCUUCUCCGUCGGCCUUCCUCUUGCAGAGCGGGCGGUCUCCUUAUGAAGUCCUUGGCGUCACACCCAAUGCGAAUGCCGCCGAAAUAAAAGCUGCCUACAGACAGAAAGCACUGCAGCUGCACCCGGACAAGCAGGGGAAUGAAGGUCAAGGUGAUUCUGCAGCUUUCCAGGAACUACAAGACGCGUACGAAACCUUAAGCGAUCCGCAGCGGCGAGCGGCAUACGAUGCUGGUAUGACCUUCAUCAUUUUCAAAGUCAAACAAUAAAUCUAGCAAGUCUGACUUCACCUGCCUCUUCUUGCGUCAAGCUCUUAAAAAAGUAACUGAUGAGCGUACUACUUCCACAUGUUGCUACUGGAAUAGUUGAGUGAGGGAUUUUCGAUCAUGCCUCUGCAAAGUACUACAGCUCGGGGACAAUCUUCACAAUCCAAUCGACAAACUACACGACAACCCGGACGCACACCCCAACCCCCAUGAACCGCCGAGCAAAUGAGCCGAUAUUGGAGCGGCGCGCAGCCACUGGGCCCGGUGCGACCUGGACGACGGCUCGUCCAGUUGUAACAAGAACAAGCAGCACAAGCAGGAGCUACUGCGAUCCCGAUCGUACCGACUUCUACAUCAACCAACAACAGGCGUAGGUGGCUGCCCACUUCUACAACUAAUGAGUGAAUGAAUGAACACGACGAAAUUGCAACUUCAGAGCAAACUGUUAGCGAACACAAUCGAUCCAGCGGCUCCAAUUACAUUGCGGCACCUAUUCUAGUACUUACUACUUGGUGCAACUACACCGAUCUUCAGAGACGCCACUUUAUAGAAAUAAUAGAUACUCACUGUAUACAAGAAUCGACUACACAUUGGCGCUUAAAAAAAGUGUUGACUUUUUAUCGAUAAUUGCGAACGAAGAUCCACCUUGUAUUCAAAGGAUAAGAAGCGAUACCAAUGCAGGCGUGGUUCGUAUUAAUAUUGAGAAACAUGAAAUCGAUUUUCGCCCUCGUGUUGAAAAAUGUGUAUGAAUAGAAUAGCACAAUAUACAAGUAUCGUUUAAGCACGCAAGUACGACCCCCUCUCCUGCUCUCGGAGUUACAUGUUGAUAAAAUUAAAACCCAGCAACUUUUAUUGUAAAUUAAAACCAGAACGCCUCGGUGUCUUGGGACAGUGAUGUCUGCGAGGAGCUAGAGAAGGGCGAAGUGAUGCUAGAAAGUGUUUACUGGUGAUCGUCAUAGAAAAGAAAGCUUGCCUCUAUGACCUUGCCGCGAAAUUUUGAAGAUGGAAAAACGAAGAAAGCGAACAAGAUCCCCCGUGGACUUUCUGCACAUUCUUGCCGCAGUGCAAUACAGAUAAGAACGAAGGGCGCGCUUUUGACAUCAUCACGAUGGUAUGGGCGCACUUUUUUGCUGACACAAACGCAGCACAUUUUCCGAG